AUGGGGCGGCCUCCAGGGGAUUCCACGGACCUCGUGGGGGCCGACAAGGAUUCAACUUCAAGACCUUUUGCCCAUUCAGUCCCAGAGGGACCAUGUUCAACAGGGGGAACAGAAACAGAGGCGGUGGCUCAUCUCCAAGAUUUACAAAUCCCCAGACUUACAAGUCGUUCCACCAGUAAAGAAUUUCAGACCAGAUUGUACUUACCCAAAGGUAUGUUUUCAGAACUUUUUCAGGUCAAUUUGACUCAGAAUAUACCUCAAACGGGGCGCUUAAAGUUUUUCACCCCCGCAUGGGAAAUGAUCACACAGGACCCUUGGAUCCUGCAGGUCAUCCAGGGUUACCAGAUAGAACUUGUAACUCCUCCAGUGCAACAGUCAUUACCCAAUGUACCAAAGCUUUCUUCAACACAAGAGACUGUGUUGGAGCAAAAGGUAAAAGAAUUGUUGAUGAAGCAAGCAAUUCAUCCAGUACAAUCCCCAAAGCUAGAGGCAGGAUUUAUAAGUUCUAUCUUUGUGGUACCCAACCCCUGAACCAGUUUCUAGGCUACGAGCAUUUCAAGAUGGAGGGAAUCCACAUGUUAAGGGAUCUAUUAAAGAAGGGAGAUUUUUUCGUGAAAAUCGACCUCAAGGAUGCUUACCUGACAGUACCAAUUUGGAAGAACCACCAAAAAUAUCUGCAAUUUCUUUGGAAGGACACCAUGCUGGAGUUCGCAUAUGCCUUCCCUUUCGGUUUGGCGAUCGCGCCAAGGGUUUUUACCAAGCUUAUGAAGCCGGUAGUAGGG
Molecule: messenger RNA, 782 nt
Organism: Paramuricea clavata
Lineage: Eukaryota; Metazoa; Cnidaria; Anthozoa; Malacalcyonacea; Plexauridae
Source: the annotation of a GenBank genome assembly